AUGCGUAGAACUGACCCUUCAGGGGAGACACUCUGGACGAGGCGUGCGGGAGGCGGUGACAGCAGGAGGUGGCAGGUCCCUUUCCCUGUUGCUAACACUUGCGCGACUCAAGUGCCGCUGCUGGCUGCAACAGGAUUCAGGCAGCAGUUCCGGACUGGACAGCAGCCACCACCUGCCAAGAAUCGCUGUCGUGCGCUGCAGGGACAGGUAUUUUUGCAUGGGGAAGGACCCAGCCCGGCGUCCUGCCAGUCUGCCUCGGGAGCCCCUGAUGACAGCGGCCCCGCGAUUCCCCGCGUCCUGACAGCCAACCCUGAGCUUUAGGUGCCCCUGUGCAGCUCUCUUUGGCUCGAUUCGCUCCGGGACCUGGUGAUUCGCGUGCAGCCAGGAGACCGGUGCGAGGUGACAUUACUGGACGUCCAACCCUUGCACCACGGUGCGCUCAGCAUGCGUUACUUCCUCAGCACGUUCGGGGUGCGCCAGGUCCUCUGCACUCACUUGAGUUUGAGCAGCCCCAGGCGCGACUGGGUGCGGAUCCAGCUGAGCUCUGAAGUCCUGACAAAGACGCUGGUCGUCCUGUCGGUGGAAGUGGUCUUCUCCCAACUGGAGCUGGUGACACACAACAGGCUUUUGACCGAGUUUAAACUGCGGUGUUGGACCCAGACCAUUGACUGCAGCAAGUUUGGCAUCCUCUCCCAGGACUCCUGGGACACGGCUCCCCGCAAGUGCAGGCUCACAGCCCUUCCCCUCGAGAGCAGCCCACUGCCCAACUAUGGGCUCUUGGUGGAUGGCGGGGCCCCCCUGCCCAGAGGCAAGCUGGUGGACUGUGAGACUUUUGUCUGCGCUGCAGUGCUAUACCAGCACACUGCCACCUCCUCCCCCAGCAGGGACCACUGCUAGGGUCGUAGAGAAGAGACACGGUUCCCUGGAGGUGUUUGCCUUCGAGCACUUCCGCUGCUAGUAAGGAUCCACAGAGCAUCUGCCAACACCAUGUCCAGGCCCAGCCUCUUGGCCCUGAUGGUGCUGGACAUCAAUCAAAUGGUGUUAACGGCCCUGACCCCUGAUUCACUGGCACAAAGUAAUGAGUCAGACCCUGAUGAGCUAGUGUUCAGCAUUCUUAAUGUCCCCACAGUCCAACCAGGGCACCGGGGGCAGCAGGGCUAGGUAGUCAGCACUGAUGACCCUCUGGGCCCUCCAGUUUCUUUCUUCACCCAGAGAGAGCUGCAGGAGCUCAGAGUUGCUUAUUGUCCCCCUAGGAAGAGCUCCACAAGGGAUCUGUCUUUCAGCUAGAGCUUAGGGAUUGACAGUGAUGGUGCUGCUUCAGAGCCUUUCGCCGUCACUGUGGUGGCAAAUCCCAUGAAUGCCCUGGCUCUGGUAGCUAGCUAUCACUUGGGACUACUACUUUUGGAGGGUCAGUCCAGGCCUCUGUCCAGUCCCUAUAACCUCCAGAUCAGUGACAAAGAAAAUCGGGAAGUGAAAAUGGCAGCAGUCAGGGGUCUGAGACACAGGCAGCUGGUGAUUCUUGAGGCACCUACUGGCUACAAAUACUUCACACCGGGGGACCUGGCAGCAGGGCAAGUGGUAUACUAUCAUGAUGGCAGUGACAACAUCAUUUUUCAAGUGGAAGAUGAGCACUAGCACAUGGAGCACCUCCUCCCCCUCACCGUCAUACCUGUGGAUGAUGAACCACCAAUACUCAGGGCCAACACAGGACUCUCACUGAUGUAAGCACCCUUUGUCCUGAGUGCUACAGACAUUGAUUCGAAGGACUCAACCAUCCAGAGGAUCGUCCUAGAGGGAAAUGAGAGAGAAUGGGAUCUGGUCUCUGGUUCCCGCCCUUCUAGUCAGCACCUUAAGGACAUGCUGCUUUGGCAGGCUGAACCACCUCUGUCCCUUCCAAACAGUGACUGGCACUACAUGGAAAAGGAAGGACAGAUGGUAGUGACUCAGUGACUGCAGAGAGACAUAACGAGUCUCUUCUACUGCCACCUUGGCCCACACAGCCCUCAAUCUGUAAUGGCCCACCUCGCCUUCCAUGUGGAAGAUGACCAUGACCCACUCAAUCCAUCCAACCAGCACUUCUUCACCAUCAAGGUCCAACCUGUGGAUUUGCUGAGUCCAGAGCUGUACAUAGGAUCUACUCUGCAAAUGACUGUGCGAGGAUCAACUCACUUCCAGAAGAAAUUUCUCCAAUAUGUUGACUAAGACUCAGAUAACAAGAAGCUGUGCUACACCUUACUGACACCCCCAGUGGACACAGGGAGCCACCACCAGAUCCAGGCCGGAGAAACUGUGCUCAUUGAUUCACCAGACAUGCCCAUCAUGCACUUCACUCAGGUCCAGCUAAAUCACCACAAGAUUGCUUACCAGCCCCCACACAAGAAGCUGGGGAUUAUACCUUGGGUUGUACAGUUCACCUACCAGGUAGAGGAUGCUGCAGGCACAUUCAUAGUUUUCCUGCAGCCCGUGGACAACCAGCCUCCAGAAAUUACCAACAAAGACUUUACCAUCUCAUAGGGAGACAGGCUUAUCCUCAGCAGUAAUGAGCUGGAUGUUAUAGAUUCUGACACAGAUAUUGACCAAAUUGUCUUCAUUUUAGUCCGGGGUUCCCAACAUGGUCACUUAUAGUACUUCAAAAAAUGUAUGAUCCCAGGGGAAUCUUUCACAUGAGCUGAUAUUAUUUAUGGGAGUGUCUCUUACCAGUGAAGCAGAGACCAGACCAGCCGUGAUAGCUUCCAUCUGGAGGUAGGUGAUGGGGUGUACCACAUACCCAUCACUGUCAAGGUUUCUGUGCAUCUGACUGUGGCCGAUGGAAGUCCCAGGCUCUCUAUCACAGAUAGCCCAUCACUGGAUAUUUCCAUAGAUGUACUAGAGAAUAAAGCCAUUGAAAUCACCAUGAGUGUUACUCACAAUAGGAAGGAAAUAAAUGACUUGAUGUCUUUUGCUGUGGAAGACAGCCCUCAAUUAGGCACUAUUCUGGUCAAUGGUUUGCCUACAGAACAAUUCACCCAAGAAGACCUCAUCAGUGGGGCAGUAAUCACUGGAGGUGAAGUUGAUUUCCAAGAGCAGUGCAAUUCCUUCAGCUUCAUCCUCUCCAAGGAUUCUUCUCACUAGGUAGAGGGGGAAGGCAAAAUAAAGAAUUUUCAAGUGCAAGUGAGAGUGCUGCCUGUGGACAAUGAAGCCCCCAAAGUCUUAGCAGAGGAGUCCUUCACUGUCUACAAAGGUGAGAAGAGCCCCUUGACUUUACAGCAUCUCAACACUGAAGAUGCUGACACUUCUCAAGAUGAAGUCCUAUGCAAAGUAAUUGGGCAGCCAGCCUCUGGCUACCUGGAGAACAUUGCACCAGCUCCUAGCUCAGAAGUGUCCAGGGCUCAUAAUGCCAUCAGUGCCUUUUAUAUAACCAAGGAUUUGAAAGAGGGACACAUCAAUUAUGUACAGAAUAUCCAUGAGGGGGUAGAACCAUGAGCAGAUCAAUUCACAUUUUAUUGCUCUGAUAGCAUCAAUUUCUCCCCAAAUGUCUUCCUCCCAAUCAUCAUCUUACUCACCAAUGAUGAGCAGCCUGCUGAGUUUCUGGUAUUAGAAGGGAUGAGCCUGGUCAUAGAUAGCCCACUGCUCAGUGGAGCAGACACUGACCUGCCACCAAAUAAGCUUCAUUUUCAACUUACAGCCCUCCCUUGCCAUGAACAAAUUAUAUGGCAGCUGGCUUCAAGUAACCAGCCCAUCUGCAGCUUUACCUUACAGGAGACAGAGGCAUCCACCAUCAUGUAUAAGUAUGGUGACUGGGAGACCACAGAAGACAGCUUUGAGAUCGGGCUGAGUGAUGGCAAGCAGACUACCCACACAAAGAUACCAAUUGUGGUGAUCCCAGUGAAUGGUGCAACCCCUCAGCUGAUCAUUAACAGUGGACUGAGAGUAGAAACAGGACACUCUAAAGUCAUCACAAAUAAGGUCCUCAAGGCUAUAGAUCUUGACUCAGGUGAUGAGAACCUCAGUUUUAUCCUCCAUUCUGGGCCUUAACAAGGGCUUCUAUAGAGAAUGAGAAAACCUAGAGGAGAAGUGAAGAACAAUAUCUCCUUGGGAAUGAAUCUUACCCAGGAUGAAAUUGAUAGAGGCCUCAUUUGUUAUACUCAUACAGGUCAAAAAGGGUUUGUUGAUUUUAUCAAGUUUGAUGUAACAGAUGGGGUUAAUCUUAUAACAGAACAAUACUUCUACAUUGCUAUUAGCAACUUCAACAGGGUCCUUCCUGGAGUAGUCAGCAAAAGGAUCAUUUUGACAGAAGGGGACAGAGUGACCCUCACCAGUUCACUGCUUAACAUAAAUGACACUCAAAGCCCUAGGGCACCACUUCACUUCACCAUUACAUAGGCUCCUGGCCUGGGCCACUUGGCAUGUUCUGACCAGCCUGGGGAGUCUAUUUCCUGUUUUGCUGAGCCUCAACUAGCUAGCAACAAAAUAUCCUGUGUCCAUAUUUCAAAUGAGGAGAUAAAGAGGGAUGCAUUUGAGUUCAGAGUGACUGGUGCUUAUGGUUCUGUUUUCAGGGCUUUCAAGGUCUUCCUCACAGAUGGAGACAACAGGAAAACUGUCUUGACCAUCCAUAAUCUAACUCUGCAGGAAGGAGACAGCAACCUGCUCACUUCUUUAGAGCUGACAGUGGAAGACAAGGGUAUGCCAGAUGAUUUUAUUCUCUUUACAAUCACUUUUACAAUCCCUAUCCAUGGUAGGAUUCUAUAUAAUGGUAGCCAUUCUGUGACUACUUUUACCAAGCAAAACCUGAGUGAGAAAUUGAUUAGCUACUGGCAUGAUGGCAGUGACACCACGGAAGACAAUUUCUCCUUGACUGUGACAGAUGGCAUGGACAUUUAUUUCUAUGACUUCCCAGACACUGCCCUGGAGACACACACCCCUCAGGUAAUGAGGGUCCACAUCACUUCUGUUGACAACAAGGCUCCGCACAUUGUCAUUAACAGAGGCUCCCCAGCCUUGAAGCAGCUUCACAAUGAACACCUGGGCUUCCUCAUUACCAGUAAGACUCAAGAGGCAGGAGAUGAGGACAGUCUUCAUAGGCUCCUGAGGGAUAAAGUGACCAGGGGACCAGGGCAUGGCUUCAUUAUCAACACUUGCCUUGGAGACGAGAGCACCCAAGUAUUUACACAAGCUGACAUUGGAAUGCAUAUCUGCUAUGUCUUGAAACAGGGAAGCAACGCAACAAAAGACUUCUAUUUCUCGAUUGAAGACAGUGGUAAUCUCAGUCUUGGUAUAUCAGGAAGAAUAACUGAUUAUAGCGAUUAUGUCACCUUGGACAAAGUGGUGCAAUCAGCAAUAACAACAACUUCAAACAGCCCAGAAAAUGCCAUAUUGAGACAACCUGAAGACCAUGACAGCAUCCUGCACUUUGACAAGCAUGAAGCUGAAAAGACCUGCCAGAUCUUCACCGUUGAAGACUCUUUCUGUGAAGAGGAGGAAUCCUUUCACGUGUCCCUUAGCCUGCCAGUGGGAGGGCAGCUGGGAGCCAGGGUCCCCACCACCAAGGUGAUCAUCCUGGCUAAUCACGAGGAUGAGCCUACUCUGUGCUUUGGAGAUGCAGAGUAUCAUGUUGAUGAGCACGCCGGCUACCAGGAGGUGUGGGUCUGGAGAAGAGGUACCAAUCUUUCCCAAGCAUCAUCCGUCACUGUGCACUCAAGGAAAGCAGAAUGGACUCCAGGAGAAGCUGAAAUAGAUUAUGUUGGUGUCAGCCAAAGUCUGUACUUUGCCCCUGGAGCACACAUGCAGACAUUCCAAGUGACAAUCCUUGAAGACCAGGAGCAGCCCAUCCUGGAGGGUUCAGAGAGGUUUGAAUUGCUUCUCUGGGAACCUAGAAGUGCAGUUCUUGGAGAACCAAGUAGAACCACUGACAUCAUCAAUGACGCCAUCACUGACUGAAAGGGGAGUGCUUAUAGUUCCUUGGAGUGA
Molecule: messenger RNA, 5946 nt
Organism: Octodon degus (degu)
Lineage: Eukaryota; Metazoa; Chordata; Mammalia; Rodentia; Octodontidae
Gene: Frem3
Product: FRAS1 related extracellular matrix 3
Biological process (GO): cell communication
Cellular component (GO): membrane
Source: RefSeq, a predicted model, not a curated record